AUCCACCUAAGAGCAUGUGGUGUUUUCAGAAAAGACAGAGAUCAUCCCCUUGACUUUGGACUUCGCUUAUUGAACCCCUGAACAGAACCAAGGUCGCUAAGAGACCACCUGCGCUGAAUGCCCUCCGUCCUAGCGAGAGUGACAGAAAACCAGAGGGCCCUCAUCUGCCGCAGCCGGGGCCCAAGCAGGAAGUAGGAUCAUUCUGGAUAUGACGUCUAAAAACUGGAUAUUAAUUUCUACUACUACUCCCACAAGUCUGGAAGAUGAAAUUGUGGGGAAACUUCUAAAAAUUUUGUUUGUUAUCUUUGUUGACUUAAUGUCUAUUAUAUAUGUUGUUGUAACUUCUUAGAAAGCUGACUUCCUUUACUUUACAAGUAAACUUCAAAUUGAA
This is a messenger RNA of Miniopterus natalensis, 391 nucleotides long. It is a transcript of the gene MRLN, whose product is annotated as myoregulin. NCBI's taxonomy places the organism in Eukaryota, Metazoa, Chordata, Mammalia, Chiroptera, Miniopteridae. The record is from RefSeq and is a predicted model, not a curated record.